This is a messenger RNA of Knipowitschia caucasica, 618 nucleotides long. NCBI's taxonomy places the organism in Eukaryota, Metazoa, Chordata, Actinopteri, Gobiiformes, Gobiidae. The record is from the annotation of a GenBank genome assembly.
AUGGAUAAGGAGAGUCUGCCUCCGGCCAAGAGGGAGCUGCUGAGACAGAUGUCGUCCGCCAACCGACCCAAAGACGGAGACAAGAUCGCAGAGAACAACAGAAAGAUGAGCGUGCAGGAGUACGAGAUGCUGAAGGAGGAAGACGCCGGUUGCCUGAAGAAGUACCGGCGCCGCUGCAUGCAGGAGAUGCACGAGAAGCUGAGCAUCGGGCCCCGCUUCGUGGGCGUGCACGAGCUGGACAGCGGCGACGCCUUCCUGGAGGUCAUUGAGAAGGAGCACCACAGCACCACCGUGGUCGUGCACAUCUACAAGCUGGGCAUCAAGAGCUGCGAGGACCUCAACCAGUGCCUGGACUGCCUGGCCUCCGAGUACCCCACCGUCAAGUUCUGCCGGAUCAACGCCGAGUCGUCCGGAGCCUCUGAGCGUUUCUCCGACGAGGUCCUGCCCACGCUGCUGGUCUACAAAGCCGGGGAACUCGUGGGGAACUUCCUGGCCUGCAUGCAGCACCUCAACCAGGAGUUCUUUGCGACGGACGUGGAGGCCUUUCUCAACAGCUACGGCCUGCUGCCCGAGAAGGAGCUGCCGUCGCUGGAGGACGAGGAGAACGACGUGGAGUGA